AGCGGACGGGCGCUGCUCAGGCGCGGCCCGGGGGCGCGGACGGGCGCCCGGCGCAGCCCCGCACCGCAGCCCCGCACCGCGCUGCGCUCGGGGGAGCGGGCGCUCCCGGGCAGCCGCACCCCCAUGGAGGCUUUCCCUGGCGGCAAGCUGGAGCAGCACCGGCACCUCCCGCCCGUGGAGUGCUUACCGGGCUCCCGCUACGGCGGCCGGAGUCACAGCUCCUGCGGGAACGUCUUCAACUCCUGGAACGACUACCUGGGGCUGGCAACGCUCAUCACCAAGGCCGUGCGUCCCGGCAAGGGCUUCGGCGCCGAGCCCCCCUCGGUGGUGGUAGCGGCGGCCGUGCCGCCGGCCGAGGAGGAGGAGGAAGAAGAGGAGGAAGAGGAGGAGGCGGUGGGGCCGUAUUUCGAGGGCGCGCUGGACUUGCACGACCUGGACCUGUGCGGACAUCACCACCACCAUCACCAUCAUCACCACCACGGCGAGGGCCUGCUGGAGGAGCGCUUCGCCGACUUCAGCCCUUUCCCCGGGCGCGGUGGCCCCGCCACCGUCGUCUUGGAUUGCUCGGGGGAGCACCCGGGCCGAGAGGGCUCGGCGCACGCCUGGGGCGGCGUGGUGGUGGCGGGGCGGCUGCCGGCCCACCCGCGGGCCGCCUCCCGGCUCCUCAAGCCCGAGCUGCAGGUCUGCGUCUUCUGCCGGAACAACAAGGAGGCGGUGGCCCUCUACACUACCCACAUCCUCAAGGGACCCGACGGCCGCGUCCUGUGCCCGGUGCUGCGGCGGUACACCUGCCCCCUCUGCGGGGCCAGCGGCGACAAUGCCCACACCAUCAAGUACUGUCCCCUCUCCAAAAUGCAGGCGGCCAAACAGCUCAAACACGCCCGGACCGCCCUGGGAAAGAAGGGCCGUUAGGCGCCGGCACCCCGGCCCCAUCCCGUCUUUUUCCUUCUCGGGGUUGUUUUGGGUGGUUUCUUGGUCUUGAAAGCGGAUGGCGGGUUUUGUUCGUCACGCAUUAAUAUAUUAAAGGGGGAGAGUGCUGAGCGGGAGCGCUGGCCCGCGCGGAGCCGGCCGCUGCGCAGCUCACAUGCGCUGUGUGUUUGGCUAUUGUAAGAAAAAAACCAAAUAUAUAUAUAUAUGUGAUUUUUAUGGAAA
Colius striatus (speckled mousebird) is the source of this 1152-nucleotide messenger RNA. It is a transcript of the gene NANOS1, whose product is annotated as nanos C2HC-type zinc finger 1. Bases 124 to 912 code for a protein of 262 amino acids. The record is from RefSeq and is a predicted model, not a curated record. Lineage: Eukaryota; Metazoa; Chordata; Aves; Coliiformes; Coliidae. Gene Ontology annotation, cellular component: perinuclear region of cytoplasm. The transcript has a single exon. Gene Ontology annotation, biological process: negative regulation of translation; oogenesis. Gene Ontology annotation, molecular function: mRNA binding; zinc ion binding.